AUGAGAGGCCCGACAGUUCUCAAGGCCGAGGAUGAUAAGACACGACAGUUGAACAAGCACACACUCAUGGCCUUCUCCGGCGAGUCUGGAGAUACUGUUCAAUUCGCCGAAUACAUUCAAGCCAACGCUGCACUCUACAGUAUGCGUAAUGACACCGAACUCAGCCCCUCCGCAGUUGCCAAUUUCGUGCGGGGCGAAUUGGCGCGGAGCUUACGAUCACGGAGUCCCUACACAGUGAACCUGCUGCUUGGUGGUAUAGAUCCGGUCACUGAAAAGCCUCAUCUGUACUGGAUUGAUUACCUCGCGUCAUUGGCACCCCUGCCGUACGCCGCUCAUGGCUAUGCACAAUACUACUGCCUCUCCAUCCUUGACAAACACCACAACCCCGACAUCUCACUUGAGGAGGGUCUUAAACUCCUCACCCUGUGCACAGACGAGCUGAAGCGCAGACUACCCAUUGACUACAAGGGAGUCCUGGUCAAGGUGGUUACAAAGGAUGGCGUACAGGAAAUUCCUGUUGAUAACGAUAAGAUUGUUCGGAGUGCUUAA
Molecule: messenger RNA, 549 nt
Organism: Penicillium soppii
Lineage: Eukaryota; Fungi; Ascomycota; Eurotiomycetes; Eurotiales; Aspergillaceae
Gene: pre1
Product: proteasome core particle subunit beta 4
Exons: 4
Coding region: 1-549 (182 amino acids)
Biological process (GO): proteasomal protein catabolic process
Cellular component (GO): proteasome core complex; proteasome core complex, beta-subunit complex; nucleus
Molecular function (GO): peptidase activity
Source: RefSeq, a predicted model, not a curated record